UAAAACUAAGGGACAAUAAUGAAGAGAACAAAGAGUUAACCUUCCUUCAAACAGAUAAUAUUUCUAAGAAAAUAGUUUCAGGAAAUGGGCAGAACAAUAAUACUAUAGAUUCGAACACUAGCACAAUGAAUUCAAAUACUAGCGAAGCAUCUUUUGAAACUUCUCUAAGAAAUAAUGAAAUCGAAAGUAAUACAAAAACCGUUUCCUCAGAAAACGAUCAGCAAAAAACUAUUCCAAGACUGAAACUUAAGUUUACCACUGACGAUUCCGAUGAGAUUGAGCUUACUAAAAAUCAGAAUAUAGAACUUGAUCUAAUAUGUGAUUUACAGAAUUGUAGUAUCGUUACUCCACCUAAUGAACAGCAUUUGACUAUAAAAUCUUCUGAAGUGUCUUGCAACCAAGUCACAACACAAAAUUUAAUCCAUUUAUUUAGGAAUACAGUACGGGUUGGACAUGAGGAGAUUUUAUCCUGGAUUUGUUAUUCAGAUAAUUUUGAAGAUAAAGUUGCUGAG
This is a messenger RNA of Funneliformis geosporum, 512 nucleotides long. Lineage: Eukaryota; Fungi; Glomeromycota; Glomeromycetes; Glomerales; Glomeraceae. The record is from the annotation of a GenBank genome assembly.